Molecule: messenger RNA, 1744 nt
Organism: Amoebophrya sp. A120
Lineage: Eukaryota; Dinophyceae; Syndiniales; Amoebophryaceae
Source: the annotation of a GenBank genome assembly
AGGUUCAGAAUGGGAAGUCAAUAUCUUUCUACCCUUCUUUUUUCGGUUUCGGGAAAGUCACAGAAAAUAGUGGUAUUAAGGUUGAUGGUGAGCCACUUGUACUUGUGACCCAAAGUUAGUACUGCGAAGGUUAUUACGGGAAGAUUGACAUUGAAGUUGAACCUCGAUCGUCGACCGCAAUUCGGCAAAAUGGCUCAGUCGUGUAUACUUCUUCUACUCGGGCGGCUUCUGCUGUGUGUGUGUGUUUUACUGAAGACCGACACUGCGCUUUUGGUGAAAGGUCUAGGCGUUUCUAUCGGUCACACGGAGGAUGCGACGAGUCCAAAACGCACGUCCCUGUUGCAGCGACAUCGCGUAUUGGAGAAGGAGCGGCGUCAGCGCCUCCUUCUGAAGCGAAGCAAGGAAGCAGUCGGGGCAGGCGAAACGGCGCAAGCUGAAUCUCAAUCGACGGCGAUGCAGGGACACGGUGAUAAAUCUGGGCAACCACCACAAGGAGAAGCGCCAGGACAGCCGGGCCAGCCGCAGGUGCUGGAUCCGCCAUGUUGCACCUGCUGCUGUUGCUGCGCAGGCUUCUGGGCAAUCGUGCUUCUGGGGAUCAUUGUUGCCGCGAGCUGGUUCGCAAUUGACGCAGGAGGGGAGAUCGACGAAAUGAAGCGGCGAGCGGGACAAGGCCUAGUCGCCGCGGGAAACGCGGUACAGACACAAGGGGAAACGGGCGCAACGCCAACUGCAGAACCUGAAGCGCUAACCGUUGGAAGUGAUCAGACUGCACGGAAAAGAUCUAAUAUUCCGCCCCCGAAGUCCGCCGAGGAAACUGUGGCGGACAUCGCGAGCGCGGUCGCACGGCCAGCGAAUGCAGCCCGCCCGGUUCCAGUAAGGGAUGCCGCUCGAGGGCAUAAGAAUAGCGCAUCAGACAGGAGUAGUAGUCGACGUACCGCCAGUGACAAAUCGGACAAGAAGAAAAAGAAGAAGAGCCGGAAAGUGUCUGAAAGUCCUGGUGUUGCAGGCGCUCGCGUAUCCGACAGGGCCGGCAGCCGGGUGCUGAAAAAGAAAAAAAGCAAAAAGGACGCAGCUCUACCUCUCGCGGAAAACGGCGACGGCGCAGCGACUUUAGAUCAGUCGCGAUCUGCGUCAAUGAGCAAGCCCCCCGCACCAGAAGUAGACCGGGACGACGUCGCGCUUCCAUCCCGGAAGGGACCGCCGCCAGCUCCGGUGGAACAGGUCGCAGAGGAGGCGAAUGAAGCAGGAGAGGGAAAUAACGUGGAGACCUGGGUGGACGAGGACGGGAAUGUGCACACUAGGACCUCGAGUUCAGUGAAAAAAUCAGCGGUCAAGAAAGCAGUCAAAAAGACAACGACUACGACGACCACGCACAAAGCCCGCAGGACGAGUGCCGGAGGAACGGUGACCACAGAAGAGCAAGCAUAGGCACAUAGCAAAUCGAAGCUUUACGAUCCUUCCUGUAGGCGUGCCAGACCUGGCGUCGCGGUCCCCGGCGUCCAGCAUUUUUUUGAUUUUUUUGCCCUCGCUCCAGCUCCUUAAGUAGAUUGAGAUUCCUUAUGUAGACUACUUAAUACACAUUCUUCUGUCGUUUAAUCAUGGUCCUAUGAUUCCAUUUUUUUGAUAAAGCUGUACUGAAACAAGUUGGAUCAAUGUAAAUGUGUCAAUUUGGAACACGUGCUGCUGCUUGAGCCUUGCCGAUUCAAAAUGCUACCGGCGCAACUGAAACGCAAACGCAAGACGG